AUGAGCAGCGUGUCGUACUCAGCAUGGACCAAAUUUGACGUGGAAAAAGAGCUAUUGCGUGUAGAUGAGGUGGAGAAGCACGAGAUACAGCAGAAACUUCAUUGUAAGCAAUUGCAGGCUAAGAAGAGUAUCGAAGAUUCCGCCGCGCAGGCAGCACAGCAAUCGGCCGAUAUCUUAGCAGCACAAGCUGCAGUGGCCGCUUUAAAAGCCAAAAAUCGGGUACGGAAGGGACAAAACACAGACAACAAUUUAAUUGAAAAUGCCAAGAAACUUGAGAAUCAGGCUGCACUUUACGCUGAAAAGUACAAGCUGUUCCAACAAAUUCUAGAGAACCGACGGGAUGGAGACAAAGCUUUAAGUGAAAUGAAAGAAGCGAAACUUCUGUAUGAAAAGGCUUUGACUGCAAUCGAAAAGCUUGAAAAUUUAGCACCAAAGCUGCUUGAACAGGAGCAAGAAGAGAAACACUCGGUUGAGAGAUCUGUGAGUCAAGAGUGCAAUUUAAAUAGUAACCAAAAUCACUUGUGUGGAAAAAAUGAUUGUUCUGAAGGGGAAAAAACGCGUCAAAAGGUCAAUGAAAGCUUACCCAAGGCGAACGAUCUGCGUGCAAUUAUCAAGAUGUUUUAUAUAGAUGUCUAUAUGGGAAUUGGAUCUUGUGAUCUGAACGCUGGACGUCUAGCUGCAGCGACUGAAGCUUUCAAAGAGGUUUUAAUACGUGAUGAUAAGCAUAUUUUAGCUUGGUUGAAACGUGGGGAAGCAUUUGAACGGAUGCAGGCACCAUUAUUGGCCAUGCUGCACUACAACCGCAUAACAUCUUUGGAUUCGGAGCAUGAUCAAGGAAAAAAAGCUUUGGACCGAGUAAAAUGUACAUUAUUGAAAGACGGUGAUGCCGCAAAUGACAAAAUUGCAAUCAGUAGCAUGGUGACAUCAUACACAGAAGGUUUGAUGAUGGAACAAGUGCUUGAGCGAAUUCAGUGGAUGUUUGUAGAAGCCAAUGUGCUGGCUAUGGAGAACUUUUAUGACUACUCAACAACGAAAUAUCACGUGAUACUUGGAUGUUUGGAAACGGUGCAACGUCAAUGGAAUGCUAACUCAUUAACUGAAACUGCUAUUCCGGCUGUUCUCAAAGAGAUUGCUAUCUCGUGUCAUUUAAACAUUGCAAGCGGUUAUGUCGAAAUGCAGCGGAAUUACAUGAAAGGCUUAUCUCAUUGUGAGCAUGCACUUAAGCUUGACAGCAAGUAUGUAACGAUCCAUUUUCGAAUGGGUGAACUCUAUCACGCGCUGCACAAUUACGAAAAGGCCAUAAAAUGCUUUGAAAUAGCAAAUUCCUUGGUACCUGAUGCCACAAGUAAUCUGGCUAAUGAACUUCGCACGCAAAUGCUAUCAGCAAUCUCAAAACGGACUGACAAGUGCAAGUUCGACCGCAAUCAGUAUGAUUUAGAGUAUCUUCAAUCGCUAAAGUCCAUUUGA
Molecule: messenger RNA, 1467 nt
Organism: Plasmopara halstedii
Lineage: Eukaryota; Oomycota; Peronosporomycetes; Peronosporales; Peronosporaceae
Product: Tetratricopeptide repeat-containing domain
Exons: 4
Coding region: 1-1467 (488 amino acids)
Molecular function (GO): protein binding
Source: RefSeq, a predicted model, not a curated record